AUGUACGGAACAGACGAUGAGUUUGAAGCUUCAAACAAUUUGUUGCUGCAGACAGACGACGAAUUUGAGAAUGGCGAUACAGUGUCAGAAGAGAACCAUUUAGAUUGUGAUGUUUUGCUGCAGACUGAUUCAGAGACUGAACCAGUAUUGCUCUUCUUUUGGCUGAUUUACACCAGUGCCGCGGAGAUCCUGCCCAUCAAGCUACAAAUGCCAGUUGACUUGAACGACACUCAUCAUACAGAUGGGGAUCCAGAUUUUGAAGAGCGAUAUGCCAGCAACUUCAUGCGACAGUUGCCGCUUGGACUUCAUGUCCAAGCGGACAACUGUCCACGAGAGGGCAAAAACACUUAUGUCUUUACCUACCUACUGGCAUUGGUGAUACAGGGUUCCUUCAAAUAUUGCACCAUGGCCUUCUUGCGCACAGCUCAUUCACACGAAGAUGUGGAUCAGUGUUUUGGGCAACUCGCCCGCUUGAUACAAGGGAAGAGUUUUGACAGUCCCUCGGACCUGAUCGAAUUGAUCAAUCGCUCAGCUGGACGAAACCCUGACAGGGCAACUGCUCGCAUACAAGGGAGCUCAGCGGAAGCGUGCAAACUAGAUCAGGUGGCAUGCUGGAAAGAGUGGGUUGCCCAGUGCGGCAUCAAAGUCAUGGGCAUGCGCAGGGUCCACUACCUGCGAAUUUGUUUGAGACAAGAUAUUGGAGCAGAAACAUUGAAUAAUGUUGCUGAAGUUGAAGAUUUCCCGCGUGGCUGUGGAGCUGCACCUGACCCGAACGACAUCUUCCUAGUCACCAAACGUUGGCUUCAUGAUGUGCCAGUUCAGCGAGUGAUUGGACUCGUGACAGCAUUUCAAGCAAAACAAAUGAGAGUAGGCAUGGCUCCGCCAGCAGGGAUAGCGCCCCACAGGUCCAUUUCCUCCCAGGUCACCAAGAAUUUGAAAACGAUGGUUCCCAAAUGCCGACGGUUGGGCGAACUCUCGGAAAAAGCAGCACGCUACUUGCUGGAUUGGGUCUCUGGAACCCUUCGCCAGCAUCCACGGCCUGAUUCAUACCAGAUUCUCAGGCACAGAUAUGAUCCAGACUUGCGCCGCGAGGAGCGCAACCCAGGGACGUGGCAGGUGCCUCGACGUUUCAAGAGAUUUGAUGUGACUCUUCAGCGUUUGCCUGAGGGGGAUUCCGCGAGUGAUGAGGAUGAGGAUGGGGAUGAGGGGGAGGUAUGUUUCACCACCUUGCAUAUAGGAGAUUACCCGGUGGACGAGGAGGUGAACGAGGAGGUGAACGAGGUGGGCAAUUUUGUGGAUGCCUUCUUUCAGAUGGACCAUUUCCAGGGCCUUCGCACAAAGUUGGCAUCAAGACUCUCCAAAGUCGACAAUUUGAAGGACGUGCAGGACUUGUCAGGUGAUCACGCAGAGACUGCUUCGGGUGAGCAUCGCAGAAUUCCCAAGGUGAAAGUGGACAAGCGCCUCAAGCAGCUCCGCCCUUUGGCGAUGUCGUGCAGUGAACGGGAGCUGUCGAUUCUCGCUUGCUCCAUCGAAGAGAUCUUUCAAUCGAAGGAGGUUGAUGCCAUGGCACAAACACUAUCUGUGCAGGAGAUGGCGUGCCUGCAGGGAGUUGGAGGCACUGAUUGGGAGAAGUACAAGAUGUCGAAAGUGCCAGACCGGAAGAUGAGAGACUUCAUUGGAAACUCGAAUGGAUCGUUGAAGUGUAUCAAGCUCGCCAUGGGCUACCUGAAGACCAGAAGCGUGAGUGGCCGUUUGCAGAGGGGGGGAGAAUUUCUGGGCGUGCGCUUGGAGAGUUUGGAAGAGGAUGUUGACAACCCUUACCACGAAGCUCAGUUUGAAUUCGACGACGGCGGAAUGCGGGGACUUGCAGCAGCCGUUGUUUGGAUUGGGCUGGUCUACAGGUGUUCAAGGGAACCACCAGACCUGCUUUCUCAGCCAGCUGUGAAGGAGCUGAUUCAGUCCAUGCUGAACUUGCCAUCACUCAGGAAGAACCAAGCAGAAGACCGUCAAAUGGCUAUGAUCCAGCGGAUCAUCAAGCAAAACGUUGAUGCCAAGAAGAUGGCGGUCAGUUCAUACGAGUGGGCGAUGAUUUUGCGAUCCUUCCAGAAACAGUCUGGCAAUGAGAGCCUGAAGGCAGCGGAUUGCAUCAAGAUCUACAACGAUACACCUGAAGUUGUGUCACACGGUUCUGCUUCAGACAAGUCAGGCAGCGGUUCCUUGAUGAUAGACGGAAAGAAAAGCUGGGCAAUCAAACACUGGUAUGAGGCCACGGGCCCCGAGGCUUUGGAGGAGGUCUCCAUUGCAUUGAAAGAUGCUCCCUUUCAGCACGGCCCUUGGGGCGAGCCAUUGUCGAUGAUGCGCCUGCUGUUUGUGGGCAGUGCUGCGAAUUUGUCAGCAUCACCAGAAUCAGAGGCCAUGCCAGCCCUGGAAGAGGCUUCGAUCACGAUUGAUUGGAGUUUGACUCUCACAGAGGCAGCUCAGGGUAUGCUGUUUCGCCGGGUUCGUUUGCAGUUUGAUCGGGCGACCGCCAUUGUGGAUGAGGUUAGCGACCGGAAGAAAUACCGCAUGUCCGAAGACGACCUCACUACACUUCGCAACAUCAUGGCACUUUGGGAUCAGAUUCAAGUCUUUUGCUCUACCCGCGUUCCAGGAUUUGACCAGCUAGAUGCUGCUCUCCGCAACAACAGCCACAGGGACUCAGACAUUCGUGAGCUUCUUGAUGAACGUCCUCAAGUCUUUGCGGUUAGUAUGCUGGCAAGUGCCAGAGAAGCUGCAAUGAAGGAACUCAAGAAGCAAGAAGAAGUCGCUACGCUUGAAGUUGAACAGCAGAAGAUUGAAGUCAGAGAGGCACGAUGGAAAUUCUUCACCUGUGCCUUGGAGAAGGAUCAAAACACCCUGCUGCAGAUUGAUGCGGCACCCAGCAAGUUAGAAGCUGUUCGACACAGAAAGGCCAUGGCCUGGAAGAUGGAACAGGCCAAGAAUGGUGAAAAAAUCAUCAAGUCUUACCUGAACAAGUUCCUCCGCUCGGAGAUUGUGGAGAAGGUGGAGCAUGCGCAACAGCUCGUGAACGAGUACAGGACCUUCGUAGCUGGGGCAAAUGAAGUCUCAGAAUCCACUGUGCACAUCCUUGCUGUGGCCGAUCUCAAUGUGCCAUGGGCGAAGGCCAAGGAGCACCUCAGUGAACUUUGUUCUGCCAUUCAGUUCACCAACGAUCUGAAUCCUUGCAAGCAUGCAGCUCUGAUCGAGCUUCCAGAGAUUGCAAAGAAGACCAGCAAACGUGGCUUGUGCGAUGAAGAGACGGAGGUCCAGAACGAGUGCUGGUCCCUUCGUCAGGUCUGUGAUUCCAGAUGGAUGUGUCCGUUUGAUGUCCAUCCUUCGGCAGAGCAUCAGACUGGGCGCAAGCGAUUCAACCAGGGGCGAUUUGUUACCAACAAAGAGGGAGCUGAGACCAAUGCUUGGACCAACUUCUCGGAGCUUGGAGUCUGCGGCCGGCCACUCGGAGAUCAAAAGAUCUUCAUGCCUUUGUCAAAGGACCUGCUCUUGCCAGAGUCGCUAUCAGCAGAGGAAGAUCUGCGAUUUGCAGAGCGCCAAAGACCAAGCCCUGAGACCGUGGCUGCCCAAAAGGGCAAAGACCGCUGGAUGACUUUGCUCCGCAGUGCUUUGACGAUGGUUGGCAACUAUGACAUGACCAACACCCCGGUCAUCAUCCUGAAUUUCACAAGCUAUGUAGAGGAUGCUUUUGCUUUGCGCCUUGCCGAUGAGCGGCUGAAGGGAGGAUUUGAGACAAAGAACCUGUUCUACCUGUCGGUGACCUGGCUCUCCCAAGACACCUUUGGGGGAGCCCGCCUCCUUCGAGAGGUGGCCGAUGCCUGGAUCCAGCAAAAGUUCAGUCAUGCUGGCCAGAAAUAUACCAACGAGGUUCCAGAGCUGACGGAUUGUGAGAUCAAUGCCAUCCCAGGUGCACGCACCAGGCUCUCAGGCUUGGAUGCUGUUGAGUUCACGGUUCUUGAGCGAGUGGGCGACCGCUUUCAGAUCAAAAGUGACGAACACCGCUACUGGACCAGCCAAGGAGGCAAAUUUGCAGAGAGCUACGAGUCUCUCCGGGCCGAGCAUGAAGAGAUUCUGAGUGUGCAACGUCUUGGGCUCGGACCAUCAGCCAGACAAGAGAGGGAGGAAGCGGCUGCAGAGACUGCAGAGCCAUCCACAAACAGUGGAGCGACCUGCGAAGUCUUGGAUAGUUUGGAUGCUCUCAAAAGCCAGUAUGGUGUACAAGCAGAGGUGGUCAGUGAAGUUGCUGGCAUCAACAUCCUUGUUGCAAAAGAUGCCUCGAUUUGGCUAUUGAGCACCAAAGAGAAGAAGCAUGUGCCCAAGUACAGUCUGCUGGGCGGCUAUGGAACCGGGCAAUAUGUGGCUUCCAGCGAUGCAGGUGAAGGAGUCGACUUCAACGUGACUUCAGAUUCCACAACCGUGCAGUUGGAUAUGAGUUCCUUUCGGGCUGAAGGCAGUGGAGUUUCCACCAUGACGAUGUACAAGAUGCUUCUGCUUGCAGAGCGGGAGCACAACAUGACCACUCAUACAGUGACAUGGCUCAAAGUACAACGUAAGGAUCAAGUUGAAGCAGGGACAGACGGGUUUGACAUCUCAGUCAAGACACCAAUGAAAUUCAAGUGCCUGUCUGACCCAAGAGCUUCUUCCGAGGGGCCCAAGACAACAUGUAAAAAUGUCUUUGCUCAAUGUUUGAAAUCAACCAGCACUGGCACUACCAUAGGCAAGUGCUUUCGCUUUAGGUAUGAGCGCAUCGGCGGCACAUUCAAAGUCCAGCGACCAUAUGUUGUUACUUUGGUUGCCCUGUGUUUGGAGCAUGGCAAGCCAAUGAAAGUAGCAAGCCUGUGA
Durusdinium trenchii is the source of this 4893-nucleotide messenger RNA. The record is from the annotation of a GenBank genome assembly. NCBI's taxonomy places the organism in Eukaryota, Dinophyceae, Suessiales, Symbiodiniaceae.